This is a messenger RNA of Fonsecaea erecta, 966 nucleotides long. RefSeq lists its product as hypothetical. The record is from RefSeq and is a predicted model, not a curated record. The transcript has 2 exons. Lineage: Eukaryota; Fungi; Ascomycota; Eurotiomycetes; Chaetothyriales; Herpotrichiellaceae. The coding region runs from base 1 to 966 and encodes 321 amino acids.
AUGGCGUUCGGAUUUGAGACAACCGGCGACGAAAUCGUCAACACCUUCAAAAACCAAGUCAAGGGCAAGACCUUCCUGAUCACCGGUCCAACUCCAGGAGGAAUCGGCGCCGAAUCGGCACUCUGCCUCGCGCGGGCGAAGCCCAAACAUCUGAUUCUUGCGGGUCGCUCGAGCCAGAAGAUCCAGCCUCUGCUCGACCAGGUUCGGGAGAUUGACGCGAGCGUGAAAACCAGCUUCGUCCCGCUCGACCUCGGGAGCCACAAGUCCGUGCGGCAGGCGGUCGAGCACGUCAAGGCGCUCCUCGCAGGGGACGACAAGAUCCACGGCGUGAUCCUCAAUGCCGCCAUCAUGGCGUGUCCGUACGGUCUGACGGAAGACGGCGUCGAGACGCAGUUCGGAACAAACCACCUGGGCCACUUUCUCUUCAACAACCUCCUCCUGAAGAACGAUCUGGUGCGUUCGCGUAUCGUCAUCGUCAGCAGCUCAGCGUCCGAACGCGUGGCCGAGUACGCCUUCCAGCCCCUGGGCGAUGUGACCUACGACCAGGGCCGGGCAUACGAUCCGAUGCAAGCAUACACCUUCUCCAAGGCAUGCAGUGUCCUCUACGGGAAGCGGCUCGCGAGGGUGCUCCAGCAGAAAUACCCAGGCCUUGCCGUCUUCAGCCUGAACCCGGGCAGCAUCCGGACAAAUCUCCAGGCCUACUUGGCCGGCGAUAUACGCAGCAAAGCGAUCGAAGCCGCGAAGAGGUAUAACCCGGCGUUCAAGAUGCCCGAGCCCAAGACCCUGCAGCAGGGCUGCGCCACGCAGCUCCGUGCUGCCCUGGACCCGGCUCUCGCGGCCGACUCCGGCGCCUACCUGGACGACUGCCAGGUGUCGAAAGUGGGUGUUCACGAGGGCCACGAGCAAUACAUCGACCGAGUCUGGGAGCUCAGUGAGCGGCUUGUCGGAGAAACAUUUGAGUUCUAA